AUGGCGUGGAACUGUCAGGGACUUGGCAAUCCCAGGACAGUGAGAGCCCUGAGAAAGCUCAUUGCCAACAACAAGCCUGACAUCAUUUUUCUUAUGGAAACUAAGCUUCAUAACAUAUCCCCUCAGUUCACAAAUAAUUUUGCUGCUUCUUACAGCUUUUACCAUGUAGAUUGUACUCUAAAUGGAGACAAAGGGAGAUCUGGGGGCCUCAUUUUGUUAUGGAACAAUUACUCCUGUAAUGUUGAUAUAAAAGAUGUUGAUUUUAACUAUAUUGAUAUGUUGGUUACUAACUUGUCUAAUUCUGUGCAGUGGAGAGCUACUGGGGUCUAUGGUUACCCUAAACAUCAACAUAAGCACCUAACUUGUGAUCUCCUUACUACUCUCCAUAAUGCUUCUGCUAACAAUAAAUGGCUCCUGUUUGGAGACCUUAACCUUACUAGCAGUAACAAUGAGAAAUUUGGGGGCAAUCCCCCUGAUAAUAAUAUCACUACUCUCUUUAGAUCUACCUUAACCCUUUGUGAUUUGCAGGAUCUUGGCUACAAGGGUGACAUCUUUACUUGGACAAACAAGCAACAAAGCCAACACCUGAUAAAAGCUAGACUGGAUAGAUUUCUAGCAAACUCUGCAUGGAAAAACUUAUUCCCUGUUUUUUGUAACUAUCACCUUCUUAGAUAUAGCUCUGAUCAUAUGCCUAUAUUACUAGAUUUUAAUACUUUUUCAGGCCCAACAACAAAUGAAAGAGGGCCAAAGCCUAUUCGUUACGAACAAAUUUGGACCAGGGACCCCCUACAGUAUCAAAUUGUCAAGGAUGCUUGGCAGAAAAAUAGAGGAACUACUGUCAAAAAACUUAAUGACACCCUAUCCUCUCUCCAUAAAUGGGGAACAAAUCGUUUUGGAAUCAUUCCUAAACGCAUCAAAACCCUUCAAACUGAGUUACAAGUGCUGAAUGACCAAAAUGGCAUUGAAGACCUAACCCUCCAAAUUAAGGAAAAAGAGAAGGAAUUAGACAAUAUUAUGGAAUGUGAAGAGACAUGGUGGAAACAGAGAUCAAGAGAAUUAUGGCUUAAACAUGGGGACAAAAAUACCAAGUAUUUUCAUAUGAAGGCUAACAUUAGAAGAAGUAAGAAUAAGAUUGAAAAAAUCACUGACUCUCAUGGACACACUCACACUAAUGAUGAUGGAAUAGAGAAAGUUUUAGUGGAUCACUUCAAAACUUUGUUCACAAAACAAGAUGCUCAAGCAAUACCUGAUACUAUCAGAGUAGUAAAAGAUAGAAUCAACACUGACAUGUACCAAGAGCUGAAUAGACAUUUUACUAAAGAGGAAGUGUUUCAAGCAAUAAAGGAGAUGAAAGCUCUUGCAGCCCCUGGCCCUGAUGGUUUACCUGCUAUAUUCUACCACACUCACUGGGAGGUCAUUGGAAAGGAGGUAACUGACAUGGUGCUAAAUGUUCUUAAUAACAAUGGUGACCCUAGCCACCUAAAUAACACGAAAACUGGUCAUGUUGGGAUCAAGACUGAUAUGGAAAAAGCUUAUGACAGGGUUGAAUGGGAGUUCCUUGAGGCAACUAUGUCCAUUAUGGGGUUCCCAGCUACUAUGGUGCAAACUAUUAUGAAAUGUGUUUCUACAGUCAAAUUUUCCAUUCUCAUCGAUGGUUACCCAUCACAAGAGUUUUGUCCUCAAAGGGGACUCAGACAGGGAGACCCUCUCUCACCCUACCUUUUUAUUAUCUGUGCUAAUGUCUUAUCUGGGCUAAUAUCAAGAGCCCAACAAGAAAAACUUAUCCAUGGGGUCAAAAUAUCCCAAGGGGCUCCUGAAAUUAGUCACUUACUCUUUGCUGAUGACAGUCUAAUUUUUUGCAGGGCAACUAGUAAGGAGGUCUCCACCAUCCAUGAAAUAAUUCAAGCUUACCAAAAAGCAUCAGGACAACUUGUUAACUUAGCAAAAUCUGAAAUGCUUUUUAGCAAAGGAGUCACUGCUGACAUUAAAGGGGAAGUAUCUAGAAUCUUGCCUAUGCAAACUGUAGAGCACUUUUCAAAAUAUCUAGGUAUGCCUAUAAUGCAUGGAAGAUCCAAACAGCAGAUUUUCAACUAUAUCAAAGAGAAAAUUUGGAAAAAGCUUAAAGGAUGGAAGGAAAAAAAUCUAUCUUUUGCAGGAAGAGGCACUCUAAUCAAGGCUGUGGCUCAAGCCAUCCCUACAUAUAUUAUGAGCUGCUUCCUCAUUCCUAAAGGGGUAUGUGAACAACUUGAAAGAAUGAUAUGUAACUUUUGGUGGGGAAGCACCACUGACCUCAGGAAAAUACAUUGGAUGAAGUGGUCAAAGGUUUGCACUCAAAAGAAAAGUGGGGGACUAGGCUUCAGAAAUCUGAGAGCUUUCAACGAGGCUCUUUUGGCCAAACAGGGCUGGAGGCUUAUCACUAAUCCAACCUCACUGGUGGCCCAAGUCCUUAAGGAAAAAUACUACCCUAAUGAAGGUUUCCUAAAUGCUAAACACAAACAAAUGAUAAGCUACACCUGGAGGAGUAUUACACAGGCCAGUUGGGUUUUACAAAAAGGAUGUUACUGGACAAUAGGGUCUGGCCAUGACAUUAACAUCUGGGAUGACAAAUGGAUACAGCAAAAAGCUACUAGUUACAAGGUAAACCCUAGGCCUAAUGAUCUGAACCUCACCAAAGUAAAGGAGCUCAUGGAUAAUAACUACCAUGAAUGGAAUGAAACUAUUAUAAACCAAAUUUUCCACCCUUAUGAUGCUCAAAUGAUACUAAAUAUCCCUAUCAUUGACAAAACCCAACCAGACACAAUUACAUGGGAAGGUACACAGGAUGGGCAAUAUUCAGUAAAGUCUGGCUAUAAUGCUAUCAUGAAUUGGGGUAGUCUGUCAAAUGCUACCUCUUCCAAUAACACUCAACAUAUCUGGAGCGCUCUUUGGAAGCUAAAUGUGCCCCCUAAGCACAGUCACCUACUUUGGAGAGCUCUAAAAAAUGCCUUACUAGUGAAGGGCAAUUUAUUCAAAAGAGGGGUCAGAUGUGAACCCUUAUGCCCUCGAUGCUCAAAUACUACAGAGACAAUCAAUCAUGUGUUCUUAGAAUGUGAAUGGGCAAAACAAGUAUGGUUUGCCUCAUCUUUGAAUCUAAACCUAGGGCUCAACCAAAUCUCAGAAUUCUUCGACUGGAUCAAUUUUAUGAAAAACAACACAGAUAAAGAAUGCAUGGAGAAGAUUACAGCUAUCACCUAUGGAAUAUGGUAUGCUAGAAACAUGCUAGUUUUUCAGAAUAAGUACUUACCUCCUCAAGACAUCAGCUCCACUGCUUUGAACCAGAUACAGGAAUACCAGCUCCAUGGUUUUGAGCAGCAAAUCCAAAAUCCGUGCGUGAGAACAAAAGGUUGCAAUAACGAUAUAAGCUGGAGUCCACCACCUAGGGGCACCCUGAAGAUCAAUGUGGAUGCUCACCUUAGCAGUGAUGGCCAUUGGUUAACAGGGAUGGUUCUAAGGGGGUCGGAUGGGAGCGCCAUCGGAGUUGCAACUAGGGCUCACAAAGGGACUACAGAUGAUUAUUCAGAUGAUCCAGCAUUUGAUGGCACAUCAUAG
Messenger RNA from Trifolium pratense (red clover), 3588 nucleotides. RefSeq lists its product as uncharacterized. The record is from RefSeq and is a predicted model, not a curated record. Bases 1 to 3588 code for a protein of 1195 amino acids. Gene Ontology annotation, molecular function: catalytic activity. The transcript is spliced from 3 exons. NCBI's taxonomy places the organism in Eukaryota, Viridiplantae, Streptophyta, Magnoliopsida, Fabales, Fabaceae.